AAACACGAUUGAAAACGGGCAGCUAUGCCGCGCGGUGCAGAAAACGGGCUGGACGCGUCCGCUUGGAACAACGGCCGGUGUACCGGAGGACUGACCCGGGGACUGUGGGACCAGGAGGCGCCUGAGAGGCGUUAACAGCGAUUCUUUCCCCGGGGAUAACCUCCUCCCGAAACCGCGGCGAAAGCAGCGGGUGCGAGGGCUCGACAAAUCCGCUCCUUCGCCCAUUUCUCUCCCCCGUCCUCUGCUUUCGGCACCGCAAGAGAGACAGCGAGACAUCAGCGAUGUUGCUGCCAAAUGUGUAGGAUUUAUUCCCGCUGCCCAUUUCUCUGUGUCGCCUGUAAAUAAAACUGAGCGCAGACAAUAAGCUCCAACAGCGGGGGUCACUAUGGUUUUAUUGGCGCUCCGCAGUAGGAGAUGUCUUAAUAGCUGCUGUAUGGGGACGUUAUGCUUGCAGUUGUUGCUGUGGAUUUUAUGUGCCGUGAACGGAGAGGAGCAGUCGUUCAGUGUAGAGGCAUGGCUCCAGAGGUAUGGCUACCUCCCUCCUGCAGACCCCAGAAUGUCAGUGCUGCGUUCUGCCCGAGUCAUGCAGUCUGCUAUCGCUGCCAUGCAGCGCCGCUACGGCCUAAAUGUCACAGGCACGCUGGACAGCAACACUAUAGAGGAUAACACGAUAAGGUGGAUGAAGAAGCCCCGAUGCGGGGUUCCUGACCAAAUAGGGGGUGUGUCCAGAUUAAGUGUCAGGAAACGACGGUACGCCCUCACGGGACAGAAGUGGCAACACAAACAUAUCACAUACAGCAUAAAAAACGUGACACCCAAAGUGGGUGCUGAGGAGACCCACGACGCCAUUCGGCGAGCCUUCGACGUGUGGCAAAGCGUGACGCCACUGCGCUUUGAGGCUGUGCCCUACAGCGAGCUGGAGAGGAGCAAGAAAGACGUGGACAUCACCAUCAUCUUUGCUUCAGGUUUCCACGGAGACAGCUCACCCUUCGAUGGCGAGGGGGGCUUCCUGGCCCAUGCCUACUUUCCAGGGCCGGGAAUAGGAGGCGACACACACUUUGACUCAGAUGAGCCUUGGACGCUGGGCAACCCCAACCACGAUGGUAACGAUUUGUUCCUGGUAGCCGUCCAUGAGCUUGGUCACGCACUGGGCCUCGAACACUCCAACGACCCCACAGCUAUCAUGGCUCCUUUCUAUCAGUACAUGGACACGGAUGACUUCAAACUACCAAUGGAUGACCUGCUAGGCAUCCAGAAAAUUUAUGGGCCGCCCGAUAAACUCCCCCAGCCCACCAAGCCUUUGCCAACGGCGCCCUCUCCUCGCUCCCAUCCUCCUUCGGACCCUCGUAAACAAGACAGGCAGACGCAACUCCCAAUGCUGCCUACGCGACCGUCGCAGCCCAAUGCUAAACCCAACAUCUGCGAUGGAGGCUUCAACACUCUGGCCAUACUGAGAAGGGAGAUGUUCGUCUUCAAGGACCACUGGUUUUGGCGAGUGAAAGAUAACGCUGUAAUGCAGGGAUACCCCAUGCCCAUCCGAAUGUUCUGGAGAGGCCUGCCGCCCAAGAUAGACGCAGUCUAUGAGAACAGCGAGGGCAAGUUUGUCUUCUUCAAAGGAAAGCAGUUCUGGGUGUUUAAGGACACGGUGUUGCAGUCCGGAUACCCCAAGGACAUCUCCCAGUUUGCCCACGGCAUGCCCUCGCAGAGCAUCGACACCGCCCUGUGGUGGGAGGAUGUGGCCAAAACCUACUUCUUUAAAGGGGACAGGUACUGGCGCUACAAUGAGGAAAUGAGAAUCAUGGACCUUGGCUAUCCUAAGCCUAUCACAGUGUGGAGAGGUGUGCCUGAAUCGCCACAGGGGGCCUUCGUGGACAAAGCCAAUGGUUUCACCUACUUCUACAAGGGGAAGGAGUACUGGAAGUUUAGCAACCAGUUCCUCAGAGUGGAACCGGGCUACCCGCGCUCCAUCCUCAAGGACUUCAUGGGCUGCGAGCUGACGCCCAUCGACCCCGGCCGCCCGCCGGCCGACGACGGCAACUCGGAAGUGGUGAUCGAGCUGGACAACGAGGCCAACACGGUGAAGGCCAUCGCCAUAGUGAUCCCCUGCGUGCUCGCGCUGUGCCUGCUGGUGCUGGUCUACACCGUGGUGCAGUUCAAGAGGAAGGGCACGCCUCGCCACAUACUGUACUGCAAACGCUCCAUGCAGGAAUGGGUUUGAAUUUUUUUGGAGGGGGGUGGGGUUAAGAGACGAGAGGGCAGAGCUAGGGUGGGAGUUAAGAGGAUUGUGGAAAAACAGUACAACAGCCCCCCCACUUUUCACAGAGAGGAGGACGGUGGACACUGGACAGCUUUAUGGGAAAAACAACAAGCCACGCCUCCUCCUCUUCGGCGAUCGAUACUUUCGUGCAGAACCAGCCGAGAAGUCUGACGGUGAUCCCGCGUUUAAAAAAAGGCGACUCCCAGGACUUUAAGCUGACUUUCUCCAGCCCCCAGCCUUUUUAACAAACGGGGCCCAGAGGGACAGUUUGUGGAGGCGGAUCUUUGUCGGAUGUGACCUUCGAUCCCGGUCCAAAAAUAAUGAGAACAAAAAAAAAAAAAAAAGAAAAAUUCAACAAGAGGGUCAGCAUCACUUUGUAUCUCAGAAACUCGACUUCCUAUCCCCGUCCUCUUUUUGUUUCUUUGCCCGACUGCUUUUCAGACGGAGGACUUUCAGGGGAACAAACACUCUUCCCACAGGGCACUGCAUUGUCAACUGUGUCAUAUCAGGUUGUUGAUAAACAGCUUUCUAUUUUCUGAUCCGCGUGCCCCUCCCCUCCUCCAGCUUCAGACUGGGCUCAGAAAAAAAUAAAAAUAAAAAAAUAAGUCUCAGAUAAACACAACUUUAUUACGUAACCAAUCAUUCAUCUGUUUUUAUGUUUGUUUUUUCUUUUUUUCUUCUUCUUUUAUUGGAAUUCAUGUGAGAAAAGAGGUCCUCACUGUUCCCUUUAAGACAUCCCUGAAGAAGAGACCAAACAAAACCAAAUAAAAUCCAUCUCUCUCCAAAGAGGAUCACAUUUUUCUUUCUUUCUUUAGUUCCUUCUUUCCCUUCUCUGGAUCCUUGCAGCGAUUACGAGUUGGGGGGAGCUCUGACUGUUGUGGCAGUCUGUUUGAGACACAGGGGCCAAAUUAUUCUGCAAUAUUUUAACUCGCCUUAAUUAUACAUCAUACUACUUGUGCUUGGUUUUGCUGUUCUUGGUGUUUUUCUUUUUUUUUAAUUAUUUUAAUUUGUAUACCGCUAUUAUUUCUUUUUGUUUCUUCUUCCUUUUUUUAAAGAAGCUGCUUAAUUGCUUCUUGUGGUUGGUAUUUUAUGAAUUUUAUUACGUUACUCAGAAUCCUCAGCACUGGCUUGCUGAGCCAUUCUGGACAGAUUAAUACAGUAGGUCCAGCCUGUACUGAAAGUAAUGUAUUGUAUACUAAAAAAAAAAAAGAUGUUGGAAGGUUCUGGAGUAAAGCCACUAUUUUUGUGUGUUAAGGUAUUUGUUACUGUUAGUUUUGAUAUUUCCAUAAGACAGGCUGACAGGAGUCUUGUUUCUGGAUUUGUCCUUGGCCCAUAUUCCUGUUUUUGUUUGUUUGGGUUUUUUUAUUUCUUUUUUUGUGAAUGGACUUAAUUAAAAAAUAAUGAUAAUAAUAAAAUCCUGUUGACUGCCUUGUUUGAGAGAGCUCACAGUUCCCAGAAUGCUCUUGUCUGAAGACUGAAGUGAGACAGCAAGUCAAGAUCAGUGCCUGUGUCAACGUGCAUGCAAGCAUUUACUGUACGACCCUAUCGGUUCUGCUCAACAUGGCUUUGGACCCCCUUCCCUCCCAUCGAGCCGAGGAGGAAGUUUUCUCUUAAAAAUACUGUUUAUGUUCACUUUUGUAUCUUUUAAGUGUACCCCGGUCCCACCGCCUGCCUUCCUCCAGCUACAAUUAAAUCCGAGACAAACAAACUGUAAAAGAUUUAAGUGGUACAUUUGGGUGAUUGGCAAGUCAAAUUGGCCUGAACCAAACACGUAGUGUCAUGGAGUCAUGACGGGUAGUCUUUGAAUGUGUGUUUGUUUUCAUGAUCACAUACUGUUUUGUUUUUUUUUCUUUCCUGUUUUCUGGUCAAAACAACUUGGACAUGUCACAAUGACUUGUUUGUGUAAGACUUUGGGACAAGAGAAAAACAUGUCCCGAUUGAAUGAAUAAACUGAUCAAUAUACAUUGAAGAACCGCC
Neolamprologus brichardi is the source of this 4234-nucleotide messenger RNA. RefSeq names its product matrix metallopeptidase 16a (membrane-inserted) (gene mmp16a). NCBI's taxonomy places the organism in Eukaryota, Metazoa, Chordata, Actinopteri, Cichliformes, Cichlidae. Gene Ontology annotation, biological process: skeletal system development; collagen catabolic process; proteolysis. The record is from RefSeq and is a predicted model, not a curated record. Gene Ontology annotation, cellular component: plasma membrane; extracellular matrix. Gene Ontology annotation, molecular function: metalloendopeptidase activity; zinc ion binding.